This is a messenger RNA of Frieseomelitta varia, 4344 nucleotides long. RefSeq names its product protein PAT1 homolog 1 (gene Patr-1). Gene Ontology annotation, molecular function: RNA binding. Lineage: Eukaryota; Metazoa; Arthropoda; Insecta; Hymenoptera; Apidae. The coding region runs from base 126 to 2318 and encodes 730 amino acids. The transcript is spliced from 9 exons. Gene Ontology annotation, cellular component: P-body. Gene Ontology annotation, biological process: deadenylation-dependent decapping of nuclear-transcribed mRNA; P-body assembly. The record is from RefSeq and is a predicted model, not a curated record.
AAACGACCGCGACAUCUAGAAUGCGGCUGCGAAUUUAUACAGUAUAACCGCCAUGACAGCUGAUGCAUUUCGUAUCGCUUGACGUUUGGUCAGAACAUGUCAUUUUGCACAUUUAAUUUCAACAAAUGGCAGACUUCUUUUUCGGUUUUGAUACGUCACUUGCAAAUAGCGGUUUAGAGGAUGGCCUCGAGUGUCCGUUUGAGGAAGAUGAUCUUGGAGAAGAGGAAGAAUAUGAUGCUUUGAAUGAUGAAACGUUUGGUUCUGAAGCCACUAUUGGCGACUGGGAGAAGGACCAUGAGAAACUCGCAGAAAUUACAGAAUCCAGCCGUCAUCAGGGUACUUCGGACAAAAAAAAUGUAGUAAUCGAUACAAAUAUCGAAGAUAAUUUAUCCCAUUUGGUACUAGAUGAGAAAGAAGGUAUCAUUCCGCGUCCUGGAGUUUGGGAUAGCCCUUCCAACUUAGCCCUUCCUAAACCCAGACCACCGUUAACUUUACCAUCCACUUUAACCAAUGUUUGUACUGUUGAACAAUUGGAGAAAGGAUUCAUUGCAAAUAGGAUACCACCUAAAUUGAAUAAACCUAUUCAGACACAGCAACAACAACAACCAAAAUCAGAUGGAUCGCUUUUGUUUGAAUCUUUGUCUGCAGCACCACGCUUUCCACCAGGCUUGGGUAUGCCACCUCCACAUCCUGUUGUUUUACCACCAAACAUGAGAUUUCCUCAUCCUCAAUUUUUACAACAUCCUAGAUUAUUACCCAAUCAAACUGGAAAUGUACUAAGAUACCCUAUAGCGGCCCAUUAUGCGAUGUUGCCUCAUACUUCUCAGAGGCAACCAAUUCAUGGUUCGUUUUGCAAUAAUUUUCCUCAACCACCGCUUUCGAACUUAUGUCCUCCUCCGUUCUUACGAGCAGACCAUAGCAUAAUACCUCCUUUCUCUAGCAAUCAGAGUAGUCAUCAGCAACAGCAACAUUCUUUUUCACACUCUGGAAAUCAAAGAAAUCAAAAUAGAGUUUUUCAUCAUGGAGAACAACAAGGAAAUCAUCAACCAUUUUUUAAAAAUAAUCAGUAUCAUCGUAACCAUGAUCGAAAUAAUCAACGGCAUUAUCAUUACAAUCACCACUGUCAAGGAAUAAAUGGUGUAAUAGGUUCGGGUGAACCAUACGAUGACUACGCCGGUCUCAUGAGUAGUCGAGAGAAACAGUGGUUAAUUAAUAUUCAAUUAUUGCAACUUAACACAAACGAGCCGUAUGUUGAUGAUUACUAUUACAUCGUUUUCUGCGAUAGAAGAAACAGACAAAGUAUAAAUCAAGAACAAAAAGAUAAAAAGCAACACAAUAAUAAUAAUAAUAAUAGUUAUCAUAGAGAUACCAGAGAUCGUGAACAACCACAUCACGUACUUUCAAAAUCCGCAUAUACGCCAACACAGUUUGAGAAUUCUUUAGGAAAAUUACAAUAUGCGAGUGUUAUAGCGCCACGUAAAGUUAUUGAUAUGGAUGUUGUACCGAACAGCGAUCCUCAAUUAACUACCCAAAUACAGCAAAAGGAUACAAAACGAACAAGACAAUUAUUACUGGAAAUUGAAAGGUUAUAUAUAAUCCAAUUAAAACUUGAAGAUCUACACAAUCCUUUGGCUCUGCUUAGUGAACAAAACCAACAACAAAACCAAGAAGGAGAGACCGAAGCAAAUAGCCAUAAGAAAAGUAGUUCAGAUUUAAUAAGUAUGAUGUUAUCGGCUUUUCUUCAGUUAAUACAUGAUGAUAAAAUAGCAAGCAUGCUAAGUAUUCGGAAAGGGAAGACGCUGUUAUUGAGGUUCUUGCCAUACUUGAAUCUAACGGAACAUCGUAAUCAAUUAGAAGAAUUAUGGAAUGCGAUAUUCCGAGGAUUAGCUAUAAUAGGUCGUAGAGAUUCUCACCUAUUAAUAAGCCUUCAUUCCGAAUUUCAACGUUGGUUCGAUACUGUGCACGAGUUUGGUACGAUGCUUCGACUAGCUCGGUCACUAUCCGACUCCGUUAGUCAACCAAUCAAGAACAACAGUUUAGCUUUUGCUCUAACAAACAAGUUUGGUGUAUCUGUAAUUGCUUCGAUGUUUGAACAAGCUGAAAAAUUAUAUCCCACGGAUGAUUCUUUGUCUUCGGAAUGGUCAUCUUUCAUAGUACACAUCAUCGAAAUAAUUGGUGAAACUCCACCCUGUGUCGCACCUUGUCGACCGAUUGCUGCAAAUACGCUAAAUCAGCAUUUAAAUCGACUAUCUCACUUAAAAUGCGGAAGAUAUACAACUCUGGAACGUCUACUAACUGAUGCCAAUCCUUCUCGAUAGUUGAGCGUUAUUAGAUAUUUUUUUGGCAUUUCAUUAAAACCUGCUUUUUAUUAUUAUUAAUUGAAUGACAAAUUACAUCGCAGGAGAAUCGCAAAUAUUUUAAUACUGUUACGUCAUUAAGAUUAAUCAAAUAUUUCUUGCAUAUGACUAAAUAUUUUAGUAUAAUCGAUACCCGAGUUUCACAUAGUAAACCUAUGCCUUUUGUGUUUAUUUCAAACACAAUGGUACUUAUUAUGUCGAUAAUAACAUAUUUUUGCUUAAUAUCCUGUAUGAUAUUUAUAGUUUUUUUUUUUUUUCCUCAGUUUACUACGUAAAGCAGGUAUUGAUUAUAUGCAACGCAUAAUCUACGCGUCUUAUUUUUCUAUUCUCUUUGUUCGUCAUUCUCUUCCUAUUUACCUCGUUUGCUUCUGUAAAAUAUCUUUCUAACAUUUUUUAAUUGAAUGUUUGAAGUAUAUUGAUUGAACUUCGUGUCACUAACAUCAUUCGUUAAUCGAAUUCAUCAUUGUAGUUUAAUAUACUACGUAAAAUACUUUUUAUCAAGAAUAUUUUUUUCCUUGUUUUUUCUUUUUCCUCCUUGUUGUUCGUUUCUUUUUUUUUUUUUAAUACAUUCUAUUUCAAUUUUUUUUUCAACUCAUUUUUUUCCAUGGCGAACGGGGAAAAAGGGAGAGCGAUGGUCUUUUUAUCUUCGUUUGUUUCAAACCAAAAUACACUCGCCAAAUAAAUGGCAAUGAUGAUGUACCCAUAAACGUGCAGAUAAGACAGAGAGAUUGUGUUGAGGUAACUGGUAAAUAAUUAAUUUCGUGAAGAUUUUGAAUCAUGCUGUUAUAAAGUCAUUUGUUAAUCAGGAUUAAUUAAUAAGAUAAUCUUUAUGCAAGAUUCACAUUUAUAUGAAAAUAGCAUUUUUUAUUCGUUUGCGUCGUAUCUUUGAAAAACCACAGCGGUCGUAUAGUAUAAUUACGUAAGUUUCUAUAUGAAGAGCUAAAGGACAAUGUUUUUAUGUAUAAACAAUUAACAUGUUGAAAACUUGAAUCGAUAAACAUGUAUAUAAUUAUAACGUGGACAUUACAGAGACACGCGAAUUCACUUUGUCCAUCGUUUAUUCGCCAGUUAUUUCACAAUAUCUGUUCGCAACGAUUUAACACGUAUUUUAAAAGCAGAGUUGUCGAAUAAAAUAUUGCGUACCUCGUAUGAGUGGUCGCAAAAAUGAUGGUGGCAAGUAACGAGAACAUAGAAAAGCGAUUUAAAAUAUACGACGAUAUGGCCUUUGGUGCACAGUAUAAACGGUUACUUUUUUUAUUGCAGUAUAUAUUUAUAAAUUCUUAUGUACAUUUAGCUUGUACAUAGAACGACUCUGAUGAAUGGAUGACUUCAUAUAUUUUAUAAUCGGAUGCGAAAAGAAGAAUUUAGUUUUCGCUUCCAUGAUAUAACAUUAUGUCAUUUUUGCAAGAAAAAAGAAAAAAUUAUACAAAUUAUCUAAAAAAAAAAAAAUGGAUCGCAUUAUUUUUCAAUGUGUGUAGUGAAAUCAAUCGUGAAAUCAACAAGAUGAUUCGAUAUUUGAUUUAAAAUUAAUAUAUAUAUAUAUGUCGAAUUUAUAUUCAAUUAUGCAUUAUGUUGCAUUGCUACCCGACACUAAUACUCUCUCCUUUUGUAGCAUAAGAUUUCAAAUGUUGCCAGUUACUUUCUCUUCCUAUCAAAAAUAUGUUUCAUCAUAUCUAACCGUACUGCCUCUAAGUUUCACGAGCUUUUACAAUCUUAGUAAUUUUGGCAAAUUUUUGGUCCAUGAAUUAAUUACCACGACACAAAUUAGUACUGCGAAACAAAAGAACUAUCGUUUACGUGGUGGACCGAGACUAGUUGAAAUUUCAUAAGAAACGAGAUAUAUCUUUGUCAUUUGUAAAAUAAUGAUCGAAGGAUAUGACCGAGUUGAAGCGAGCACCUUUCGAUUCCUUACUCUCGGAUGAAAGAUAUUUGUUGAGACUGUACAAAUUUUUUAAUCUUUGAAAUUAAACUGUAUUAUAAAGUUUAA